Molecule: messenger RNA, 1704 nt
Organism: Penicillium lagena
Lineage: Eukaryota; Fungi; Ascomycota; Eurotiomycetes; Eurotiales; Aspergillaceae
Product: MFS transporter
Exons: 2
Coding region: 1-1704 (567 amino acids)
Biological process (GO): transmembrane transport
Cellular component (GO): membrane
Molecular function (GO): transmembrane transporter activity
Source: RefSeq, a predicted model, not a curated record
AUGUCCUCCUCAACAGGACCCUCUCCACAACCAUCCUGGAAAAACAAUGCUGAGAGUAUUGCGCAAGACACAGAUUCCAUCGCGGAGUCUGUCUCGUCGGUCAACACCCAAACCGAUCACGAUGCCUUGGGCAAAACUUUGACGGCGCAUGCCUCGCACGCCUCGGGGCACAUGUCGCUAUCGCAACGAGUCACGACCAUCCAAACUAAUGCAACCUCCGAUCCUAACUUCGAGGUGGACUGGGAUGGCGAUGAUGAUGCUCAAAAUCCCAAGAAUUGGAGUUUCUGGUACAAGGCCAUGGCCAUGACGAUGCUCUCAUUUAAUACGCUCGUGGUUGUGUUAUAUUCCACCUCCUACACCUCGGGAAUCACAUUAAUUGCCAAUGAAUUCAACCAAACCGAAACUGUCGUCACGCUGGGCUUAACAUUCUACCUAUUUGGCUUGGCUAUCGGAUCCAUGUUUAUGGCCCCUCUCAGUGAGGUGUAUGGCCGGAAACCCGUUAGCGUAGGCUGUCUGUUCAUGUCAGCCGUCUUGAUUAUCCCCUGUGCCCGCGCCCAGUCAGUUACCACAUUGAUCGUCGUCCGCUUCAUCGGCGCCUUUUUCGGAAGCGUCAUGAUCUCGACUGCGCCCGGAAUGGUCGCAGACCUGGUGGAUGAUGAUCAUCGUGCCCUAGCAAUUUCUGUUUGGAGUAUUGGGCCAUUGAACGGACCGGUUCUCGGUCCUGUUAUCGGCGGGUUUGUCACACAAUAUCUCGGCUGGCGCUGGAUGGACUGGAUUGCACUCAUACUGUCCGCCGUGGCGCUUGUCUUUUCGAUUAUCAUGAGGGAAACCUAUGCACCGGCCAUCCUCCAACGAAAAGCCGCCAAACUACGCAAGGAAAGCGAUGAUUCCCGCUGGUGGUCGCGCUACGACCAGAAGGCAAACCUCACUGAAAUCCUGAAGCUGAAUCUGAGUCGCCCAUUCGUCAUGGCUGUCACCGAGCCCAUCUGCAUCUUUUGGGAUAUCUAUAUUGCCAUCAUCUACGGCAUCCUGUACCUGUGUUUCACGGCCUACCCGAUUAUCUUUCAAGAUAUUCGUGGCUGGGGUUUGGGAUUAUCUGGUCUCGCCUUUUUAGGCAUUGGGAUUGGCACGCUCAUCACCAUCGCCUGCGAACCGCUCAUUCGCCGCAUGAUCAACAGUCACAAAAUCGACCCGGAGACCGGCAAAGUCUACCCCGAGGCAAUGGUCUCCGUCGUGUGCAUCUGCGCCAUUUUGAUUCCUAUCGGCGAACUUUGGUUUGCUUGGACCGGCUCUCCGGCUUCAAUUCCGUGGAUCGUGCCCUUGUUGGCCGGUAUUCCGUUCGGCGCAGGCAAUACAGGAGUGUUUAUCUACGCCUCCAACUACUUGACCUACAGCUAUGGCAUGUAUGCUGCAUCUGCGCUGGCAGGCAACUCCGUCAUUCGCAGUAUCCUUGGAGGUGUAAUGCCCAUUGCCGGCACUUACAUGUACGCCACUCUGGGCCCUAAUUGGUCCGGUACUCUUUUGGGCCUGCUCGAGGUUGUUAUCGUGCCCAUUCCGUUUGUGUUCUACAAGUACGGCCACAAGAUCCGCAUGAGGAGCACCUUGAUCAUUCGCAUGCAGGAGGACAAGAAGAAGUUGGAGGGAAAGCGGAGCCGCCGACGGCCGCAACCUAUUUCUGAGGCGGAAGAGAAGGAGGAAGUAUAG